AGAUUUUCCUUAGACAGAAAGGAAAAGAACCUUCCAUUUUUGGCUGUGCCAAGAAGCUCAGAAAGGCGAUAAUAUAAAAAAUAUAUAGUUAAUUGGGAAUUGAAUUUACAAAAUACAUUGUGUGGUGAUGCAAUAGAAAGCUCAUAAUUGGAACGAGAUUGAGAUGGUAUAUUCCCGGAGAGGAAGUCUGGGAUCCCGGCUCCUGCUGCUCUGGCUUCUCCUUGCCUACUGGAAGGCAGGGAGCGGCCAGCUCCACUACUCGAUCCCGGAGGAAGCCAAACACGGAACCUUCGUUGGCCGCAUCGCGCAGGACCUAGGGCUGGAGCUGGCGGAGCUGGUGCCGCGCCUGUUCCGGGUGGCGUCCAAGGGCCGCGGGGACCUUCUGGAGGUAAAUCUGCAGAAUGGCAUUUUGUUUGUGAAUUCUCGGAUCGACCGGGAGGAGCUGUGCCGGCGGAGGGCGGAGUGCAGCAUCCACCUGGAGGUGAUCGUGGACAGGCCGCUGCAGGUUUUCCAUGUGGAGGUGGCAGUGAAGGACAUCAAUGACAAUCCGCCCAGGUUCUCCAGACAAGAACAAAGAUUAUUCAUUUUAGAGUCAAGAAUGCCAGAUUCGCGGUUUCCGCUAGAGGGCGCGUCGGAUUUGGAUAUUGGAGCAAAUGCACAAUUGAGAUACAGGUUAAAUCCAAACGAAUAUUUUGACUUAGAUGUUAAAACAAAUGAAGAAGAAACGAACUUUUUAGAGCUGGUUUUGAGGAAAUCCUUAGAUAGAGAAGAAACACAAGAACACCGUUUAUUAGUGAUUGCAACUGAUGGAGGAAAACCCGAACUAACAGGUACAGUUCAGUUGUUGAUCAAUGUAUUGGAUGCUAAUGAUAACGCCCCAGAAUUUGAUAAAUCCAUUUAUAAUGUCAGAUUGUUGGAAAAUGCACCAAGUGGGACAUUAGUUAUUAAACUGAACGCCUCAGAUGCAGAUGAGGGCAUCAAUAAGGAAAUAGUGUAUUUCUUUAGUAAUCUUGUUCUUGACGAUGUAAAGUCCAAAUUUAUAAUUAAUUCUAAUACUGGUGAAAUAAAAGUUAACGGGGAACUGGAUUAUGAAGACUAUAACUCAUAUGAAAUUAAUAUUGAUGCCAUGGAUAAAAGUACAUUCCCAUUAUCAGGACACUGUAAAGUAGUAGUGAAACUCCUGGAUGUGAAUGAUAAUACCCCAGAGAUGGCCAUAACCACCCUUUUCCUGCCUGUCAAAGAGGACGCUCCACUCAGCACGGUCAUUGCUCUGAUCAGCGUGUCUGACCGUGACUCAGGUGCCAACGGGCAGGUGACCUGCUCCCUAAUGCCCCACGUUCCCUUCAAGCUGGUGUCCACCUUCAAGAAUUACUACUCGUUGGUGCUGGACAGCGCCCUGGACCGCGAGAGCGUGUCGGUCUAUGAGCUGGUGGUGACCGCGCGGGACGGGGGCUCGCCUUCGCUGUGGGCCACCGCCAGCGUGUCUGUGGAAGUGGCCGACGUGAACGACAACGCUCCGGCGUUCGCGCAGCCCCAGUAUACCGUGUUCGUGAAGGAGAACAACCCGCCAGGCUGCCACAUCUUCACGGUGUCUGCACGGGACGCGGACGCGCAGGAGAACGCCCUGGUGUCCUACUCGCUGGUGGAGCGGCGGGUGGGCGAGCGCCCGCUGUCGAGUUACGUUUCGGUGCACGCGGAGAGCGGCAAGGUGUACGCGCUGCAGCCGCUGGACCACGAGGAAGUGGAGCUGCUGCAGUUCCAGGUGAGCGCGCGCGACGCGGGCGUGCCGCCUCUGGGCAGCAACGUGACGCUGCAGGUGUUCGUGCUGGACGAGAACGACAACGCGCCGGCGCUGCUGGUGCCUCGAGUGGGUGGCACCGGCGGCGCAGUGAGCGAGCUGGUGCCGAGGUCAGUGGGUGCGGGCCACGUGGUGGCGAAGGUGCGCGCAGUGGACCCUGAUUCGGGCUACAACGCUUGGCUUUCGUAUGAGCUGCAGCCAGCGCCUGGCAGUGCGCGCAUCCCGUUCCGCGUGGGGCUGUACACAGGCGAGAUCAGCACAACACGCUCUCUGGAUGAGACCGAAGCACCGCGCCACCGCCUUCUGGUGCUGGUGAAGGACCAUGGAGAGCCCCCGCUGACAGCCACAGCCACAGUGCUGGUGUCGCUGGUGGAAAGUGGCCAGGCGCCGAAGGCCUCAUCGCGGGCGUCGGCGGGCGCUGUGGGUCCCGAGGCUGCCCUGGUGGAUGUCAACGUGUACCUGAUCAUCGCCAUCUGUGCGGUGUCCAGCCUGCUGGUGCUCACGCUGCUGCUGUACACCGCGCUGCGGUGCUCGGCGCAGCCCACCGAGGCCGUGUGCACACGGGGCAAGCCCACUCUGUUGUGCUCCAGCGCGGUGGGGAGCUGGUCGUACUCGCAGCAGAGGAGACAGAGGGUGUGCUCUGGGGAAGCUCCACCCAAAACAGACCUCAUGGCCUUCAGUCCAAGCCUUCCUCAGGGUCCCACCUCUACAGACAACCCACGACAGCCCAACCCUGACUGGCGUUACUCUGCCUCCCUGAGAGCAGGCAUGCACAGCUCUGUGCACCUAGAGGAGGCUGGCAUUCUACGGGCUGGUCCAGGAGGGCCUGAUCAGCAGUGGCCAACAGUAUCCAGUGCAACACCAGAACCAGAGGCAGGAGAAGUGUCCCCUCCAGUCGGUGCGGGUGUCAACAGCAACAGCUGGACCUUUAAAUACGGACCAGGCAACCCCAAACAAUCCGGUCCCGGUGAGUUGCCCGACAAAUUCAUUAUCCCAGGAUCUCCUGCAAUCAUCUCCAUCCGGCAGGAGCCUACUAACAGCCAAAUUGACAAAAGUGACUUCAUAACCUUCGGCAAAAAGGAGGAGACCAAGAAAAAGAAGAAAAAGAAGAAGGGUAACAAGACCCAGGAGAAAAAAGAGAAAGGGAACAGCACGACUGACAACAGUGACCAGUGAGGUCCUCAAAUGGAAACAAGCCACUUAGCCAGUUUUUGUAAUAAUGGCAAAUCUCUCCCAUGUAGCAAUUCCCUGCUCCUUUUUCCUAUCUACAUGAGCCCUCUUAGAGACCUCAGAAAUCUGCAGAAAGUUCCCUGUGUCUGUCUAGAACGCAUUUAACAGGUUUUGUCGUAAAAGCUUUACUAAGUCUGGUGUUAACUCUUUCUCUCCACUCUGGCUUGUUUUCAGAACCUAAAAAGCAGACCCAAGUUUCCUUUCUCCUCCGCCGCAAAGGAGAGGCUUCCCAGCCCCGCCAGUGAGAGGUUGGACUCUCUGCCCUGUGCUCCGGGGAUCCUGUCUUGAUGACACUUGCAGGGCAGGCUGAAAAGUUUUGAGAUUGAGCAGCUUGGGAGUUUGUGGCCACUGGGUAUGUGUGGCUACCGCGGGUAUGCGAGUGCCAGAUAUUGGCUGAGACGAGCCAGCUUAGACUAAUUGGUACAAGGAAGGCAAGAAAACAAAGACAAAUAAACAGCGGAAGUUAUCAGUAUGGAGGGGAAGUGUAAACUUAAAGGGACCAGACUUUCUAAAUCUUACAACUCAAGAGGUGGCAGCCACCCUCUAGGAGACAAAACUACCCCCACUGACAAGGCUUUAGGAGACCCUAAAGUCUGUUGGCUGUGACGUCAUUAUACCUAAAAUCUGCAUCAUACCUGCAAGCCAACAGUUCAGUGUUUUAACAGAGAACCACCCUGGGAAACAGAAGCAGAUCUGAUGUGUUUCCUAUACAUGUCCUGUGCUCACUUUAUUAAAAAUUCUUUUGCACACAAUGUUUAUGAAAAGGCCAGAUCCUUUUCCAAUACUUAUGCAAAAGCAAAAGAAAACCCCGACACCUCACCUUUCGCUGUUUGUUGUUUCAUAGAUUUAUUUAAAAAAAGAGAAAGUCUAUAGCUAUAAAUCUUUAAAGAGAAAUAUGAAUACAAUUCCCCUAAACUCUCCUCAAAAGAGAAUUCAGUCUACAGCCAUUUAAAUGAUCAUUGCUGCUACAGAAGUGCUUUAAGAGAAUUGCCUGAAACAUCUGUAUUAUAUCGGCCACCUGCCAAUCACAGCUUUACUCUUUCAGGUCACUCUGGGGCUGCCUCUUGCAUGUAUUACUAAAUAAAAUGAUCUCUCUUUCUCUCUCUCUCUCUCUUUUCUAAGAAACAAUUAUGUGCACUUUGAUACACAACCUUCUCUAACCAACUAUAUAUCAAGACCCAAAAAUUGAAGAAAAAUAUUGUUUUCUCAUACAGUGAGCAGAUUUUUCAAUCUACUAAUUCUGUGACUUGUCUUGGUGUGCUAGCCUACACCUUCUCUUUGGUUUAGUUUUCCUUUUCUAUAACACUCUGAAUUGCUAAUCUUACUAACACCUAUGAUGUUACCUGAAAUCAAUCUCCCAUAUGUAUGCUGUAUGCUAUGCUAAGACUCCUGAAAUAUACUUACUCUGUGCUUGUGUAUGUGAAUGUUAAUGCAACUAUUACCUAGAGUGAACUUUAAGCUUUAUUGUUGAAUGUAAUUCCAUUAUAUUUCCUUUUGUACACCUGUGAAAAAGUGGAGUAGUGUUUUUUUAACCAUUGUUAAUCAGCUUUUGUGUAUGAAAGACACAGUAAAAUUUCUUUCUUAAAUCAAGAUACUGGUGAUUCAAGGAAUUUUAUUUAUGGUCCAGCCAAGAGCCAUCUCGUGCCAAGACUUCUGCUGGCAAGGGAAUGGAUAAAGCUGUUUUGUUCUAGUAACAAUUUUGGAAUGAAUACUGACAAUAUUCCAUGAGGGUGUGCAAGCACAAAUUUUACCAAUCUGACCUCUUUGAAGUUGCAGAAUGCUUUGAAAUUCUAAUGGUAUCUGAAAUAUCAGCUCAUAGAAAGUAACAAAAUUUGCUGUCACCUUAAAUAAGACAUUUUAAUUUUGUUAUAAUGUACAAUUUAGAAGUUUGAUUAAUUAUAUUAUCUAUUUAGGCAUUAAUAUAAAAGAGGUAGGAGUCUGUUAUUUAAAAAAAGCAUUAAAUUUAAAAAAAAACUGUCUUGUCUACUUUUAGCUUCAUUCUCCCAUAUUUUGAAGGGUGUGUAACUUCAGCUCUGCAGGAUUGCAUGGGGUAAAACUUGUUACCAACACAUGUGAACCAUUGCUACAUUGUAGGUUGUGAUCAUUUUGCCCCACUGAAGCCCAUGUAUCUGACCUUACGUGCCUUUUGAACUAGGAGAAUCGGGCUAAUUUAUUAAUGAUGAUAAUUAUAAUGUAUCUGUACAGCACUUUUUACAUUUGCGAAGUGCUUUCCAAUCCAUGUUAGUUACUAGUUAUUACAGCUGUAAGGAUAAAACACGUCAUGUGGAUUCAUUUUGAAUUGGUGCUAUUGGUAUUUCCUCUGUUAUUGCUAAUAAAUGAAAAUGGUGGUAUGAAA
Homo sapiens (human) is the source of this 5384-nucleotide messenger RNA. RefSeq names its product protocadherin alpha 5 (gene PCDHA5). Gene Ontology annotation, molecular function: calcium ion binding. Gene Ontology annotation, biological process: cell adhesion; homophilic cell-cell adhesion; nervous system development. The coding region runs from base 164 to 2974 and encodes 936 amino acids. NCBI's taxonomy places the organism in Eukaryota, Metazoa, Chordata, Mammalia, Primates, Hominidae. The record is from RefSeq and is marked reviewed. The transcript is spliced from 4 exons. Gene Ontology annotation, cellular component: membrane; plasma membrane.